Molecule: messenger RNA, 1220 nt
Organism: Ambispora gerdemannii
Lineage: Eukaryota; Fungi; Glomeromycota; Glomeromycetes; Archaeosporales; Ambisporaceae
Source: the annotation of a GenBank genome assembly
AACGUAAACUUUCUGAAUCAUUAUCAAUCUGUCAACAAAGUGCCAAUUUGUUUGAAUUUCAAUCUUGUAUCCGCGAAAGCAAUUCGAUUAUAUUAGCUGAGAAUGACGCAACAACGCCAUCUAGAGUUUCAAUAGAACAGAAAAAUCGUACUAUAUUAUCGGAAUAUGGGAACUUUUGGGGCGCUAAACCUUCUAGAUGGCUAUAUAUCUCUAACGUGCCGAAAAAUACUGAUCGACGCGCAUUAAUUAAUCUAUUAUGGGCUCAAGGAGAUGUACACAAUGUGCUUGUUGGACUCUUGGACUCUGAAGGACUUGUCUAUAUAGCAUACUAUGAUAUUAGAGAUGCAAUGAAAGCGCGCAAAGUACUUCAAGGAUACCUACUAGGUGAUAACUAUUUGAAGGCCGAAUUUUGUUCCAAACCAUUCUCCAAGAAGGCAGCUGACCUGGACGACUUAGCACAAUGGGAAUGGGAUAAUGACGGAAUAAUUUUAUUAAAUAUCCUUGGAAGAAGACUAGAGGAGCCCAGAAUAAAGUGCGAAUUCAGCAUAUACGGAGAUAUAUUAUCAGUAAAGCCUCUUACUUCGGAAAAUUCUCAACGAAUGCUGAUCGAAUACUAUGACACUCGCGAUGCAAAUGAUGCCAAACAAAUAGCAAACAAUAAAUUACUUCGCAAUGCGACGUUGAAAGUCGAAUUCUAUAAUCACGAAGUAUAUUCUUGGAGAGCGAUCAACAAGUCGUCUAGCGAAGAAACCUAUGAUACAUCUUCGUGCGAGACAUCUUCUGAUUGCUUGCCAAAUGCGACCAGACAAACUGAAGUUCGUCAAAACAAUAGCAUCAACAACAACAGUAGCAUCAUCGCAUCUGGAAACCGUGAAGAUGGAAGGACAACAUUCAUGAUAAGAAAUAUCCCAAAUAAAUACACUCAGCGAAUGUUGUUGGAGACCCUCGACGCGACCCACAAAGGGCAGUACGAUUUUAUAUAUUUGAGAAUAGACUUCAAAAAUCGCUGUAAUGUGGGAUACGCAUUUAUUAACUUUGUCGAUACCAACGCGGUACUCUCAUUCAUCGAGAACCGCGUUGGGCAAGCACGCCUUGAUCGAAAAAUUCCGAAACAGCAGCGUGAUGAGGGAGGCGCCGGAAUACCGGCCAAAAAUCUUCUUCUCUUAUGGGAGCUUGAGGGGGGUGGAACAACCAUUCCAUCCUUCCCGAUAAUCCCAUAA